AAGCCUGGGCUGGGGAAGCGAAAGCGAAAGCUGCCCGAGCGCAGACGCCCGCCCCGGCUGAGCGCAGCUGGGGGACCAGAGCGGCCGGCGAAGCUGGGAGAGACGGAGCGGACCUCCGCGCUAGAGCAGAAGCCCCGGAGCCGCAGUCUCCCCGCCGCGGCUGGGCCAUGCCGCUCCCUGACCUGAGACCCUGGACCUCUCUGCUGCUGGUGGACGCGGCUUUACUGUGGCUGCUGCAGGGCCCUCUGGGGACUUUGCUUCCUCAAGGGCUGCCAGGACUAUGGCUGGAGGGGACCGUGCGGCUGGGAGGGCUGUGGGGAUUGCUAAAGCUAACAGGGCUACUGGGAUUUGUGGGGACCCUGCUGCCCCCACUCUGCCUGGCCACUCCCCUGACUGUCUCCCUGAGAACCCUGGUCGCGGGGGCCUCACGUGCUCCCCCAGCCAGAGUCGCUGAAGCGACUUGGAGCUGGCUGCUGGUGGGGUAUGGGGCCGCGGGGCUCAGCUGGUCACUGUGGGCUGUGCUGAGCCCUCCUGGAGCCCAGGAGGAGGCGGCCCAGGCCAACAACAAAGUCUUGAUGUGGAGGCUGCUGAAGCUCUCCAGGCCGGACCUGCCUUUCCUCAUUGCCGCGAUCUUCUUCCUUGCCCUUGCCGUCUUGGGUGAGACAUUCAUCCCUCACUAUACGGGUCGUGUGAUUGACAUCCUUGGAGGUGAUUUUGACCCCCAUGCCUUUGCCAGUGCCAUCUUCUUCAUGUGCGUCUUCUCCUUUGGCAGCUCACUGUCUGCAGGCUGCAGAGGAGGCUUCUUCACCUACGCCAUGUCUAGAAUCAACUUGCGGAUCCGGGAGCAGCUUUUCUCCUCCCUACUGCGCCAGGACCUUGAUUUCUUUCAGGAGACUAAGACAGGGGAGUUGAACUCACGGCUGAGCUCGGAUACCACCCUGAUGAGUAACUGGCUUCCUUUAAAUGCCAAUGUGCUCUUGCGAAGCUUGGUGAAAGUGGUGGGGCUGUAUGGCUUCAUGCUCAGCAUAUCGCCUCGACUCACCUUCCUUUCUCUGCUGGACAUGCCCUUCACAAUGGCAGCUGAAAAGGUGUACAACGCCCGCCAUCAGGCAGUGCUUCGGGAGAUCCAGGAUGCAGCGGCCAGGGCGGGGCAGAUGGUGCGGGAGGCUGUUGGAGGGCUGCAGACUGUUCGCAGUUUUGGGGCCGAGGAGCACGAGGUCUGUCGCUAUAAAGAGGCCCUUGAACAAAGCCGGCAGCUGUGCUGGCGGAGAGACCAGGAACAGGCCUUGUACCUGCUCUUAAGGAGGGUGCUGCAGUUGGGGAUGCAGGUGCUGAUGCUGAGCUGUGGGCUGCAGCAGAUGCUGGCUGGGGAGCUCACCCCGGGCAGCCUGCUUUCCUUUAUGAUGUACCAGGGGAGCGUGCAGAGCUAUGUGCAGACCCUGGUAUACAUUUAUGGGGAUAUGCUCAGCAACGUGGGUGCUGCGGAGAAGGUUUUCUCCUACCUGGACCGACAGCCAAAUCUGCCUUCACCUGGCACACUGGCCCCCACCGCUCUGCAGGGGGUUGUGAAGUUCCAAGAUGUCUCCUUUGCAUAUCCCAAUCGCCCGGACAGGCCUGUGCUCAAGGGGCUGACGUUCACCCUACGUCCUGGCGAGGUGACAGCGCUGGUGGGACCCAAUGGGUCUGGGAAGAGCACAGUGGCUGCCCUACUGCAGAAUCUGUACCAGCCCACAGGGGGACAGGUGCUGCUGGAUGGAAAGCCCAUCUCGCAAUAUGAACACCACUACCUGCACAACCAGGUGGUUUCAGUUGGGCAGGAGCCUGUGCUGUUCUCGGGUUCCGUGAAGAGCAACAUUACUUACGGGCUGCAGAGCUGCGAAGAUGAUAAGGUGAUGGCGGCUGCCCAGGCUGCCCACGCGGAUGACUUCAUACAGGAAAUGAAGCAUGGAAUAUACACAGAUGUAGGAGAGAAGGGGAACCAGCUGGCUGUGGGACAGAAACAACGUCUGGCCAUUGCCCGGGCCCUCGUGCGAGACCCACGGGUCCUCAUCCUGGAUGAGGCCACCAGUGCCCUGGAUGUGCAGUGCGAGCAGGCGCUGCAGGACUGGAAUUCCCGUGGGGACCGCACGGUGCUGGUGAUCGCUCACAGGCUGCAGACAGUUCAGAGCGCCCACCAGAUCCUGGUGCUCCAGCAGGGCGAGCUGCAGGAGCUUGCGCAGCUCCAGGAGGGAGAGGACGUCUAUUCCCGCCUGGUACAGCAGCGGCUGAUGGACUGAGGCCCCGGGGAUACUGGGCCCUUCUCAGGGGCGUCUCCAGGACCCAGAGCUCUUCCUGCUUUGAGUUUCCCUAGAGCUGUGCGGCCAGAUAGUUGUUUCUGAGCUGCAGGCACGAUGGAGAUUCGGACCCUAAGUGUUUUUGAUGGGGUGGGGUGGGGACUGUCUGUGUCCAGGAAACUUAAUUUCCUGGUGACUAGAGCUUUGCCUAAUGAUGAAUAGUAUUUUGUGGAACAAUAAAUCUAUUUUAAAAUAUUUUCCUUCUU
Messenger RNA from Saimiri boliviensis boliviensis (Bolivian squirrel monkey), 2539 nucleotides. RefSeq names its product transporter 2, ATP binding cassette subfamily B member (gene TAP2). Gene Ontology annotation, molecular function: ABC-type oligopeptide transporter activity; MHC protein binding; ATP hydrolysis activity. Lineage: Eukaryota; Metazoa; Chordata; Mammalia; Primates; Cebidae. Gene Ontology annotation, cellular component: TAP complex; endoplasmic reticulum membrane. The record is from RefSeq and is a predicted model, not a curated record. Gene Ontology annotation, biological process: peptide transport; transmembrane transport; antigen processing and presentation of endogenous peptide antigen via MHC class I.